Messenger RNA from Microtus oregoni (creeping vole), 751 nucleotides. RefSeq names its product leucine rich melanocyte differentiation associated (gene Lrmda). The record is from RefSeq and is a predicted model, not a curated record. The transcript has 7 exons. Gene Ontology annotation, biological process: melanocyte differentiation. Gene Ontology annotation, molecular function: protein binding. Lineage: Eukaryota; Metazoa; Chordata; Mammalia; Rodentia; Cricetidae. The coding region runs from base 23 to 709 and encodes 228 amino acids.
CCGCCGCAGGGUCCCAGCCACCAUGGCUGGGAUAGUGGUCAGUGGAACUCAAGUGUCUUACAUAGGCCAGGACUGCAGAGAAAUCCCAGAGCAGCUCAGCAGGGACUACGGACAUUUUGCAAAGAGGCUUGAUCUGAGCUUCAACCUGUUGAGGUCACUGGAAGGACUGAGCGCAUUCAGAAGCCUGGAGGAACUCAUCUUAGACAACAAUCUACUCGGUGACGACCUCGUGUUGCCACGGUUACCCCACUUGCACACCUUAACCCUCAACAAGAACCAAAUUACCGAUUUGGAGCACCUCCUCGAUCAACUGGCUAAAGCAACACCAGCCCUGGAGUACCUCAGCCUGCUGGGAAAUGUGGCAUGUCCCAAUGAGCUGGUCAGUUUGGAGAAGGAUGAGGAAGACUAUAAGAGAUACAGGUGUUUUGUUCUGCACAAGUUGCCCAAUUUGAAGUUUCUGGAUGCCCAGAAAGUCACCAGACAAGAACGGGAGGAGGCAUUGGUGAGAGGGGCCUUCAUGAAAGUGGUGAAGCCCAAGAUUUCCAGUGGGGAUGAUGCUGCCUCUCCAGAAGGACACCACCAGUACACACCCCUGCCUUCUGCAUCCAGAGAGCUUACCAGUCACCGAGGUAUCCUGGCGAAAGGUCGCUAUUUUUACUAUGGAAGAAACUCAGAGGGUAAUAGGUUCAUCCGAGAUGACCAGCUCUGAAGCUAAAUUCUACAUGCCUUAACCUAUGUCAUGAUAAUAAAA